This is a messenger RNA of Beta vulgaris subsp. vulgaris (sugar beet), 2080 nucleotides long. Its product is annotated as nucleobase-ascorbate transporter 4. The transcript is spliced from 14 exons. Gene Ontology annotation, biological process: transmembrane transport. NCBI's taxonomy places the organism in Eukaryota, Viridiplantae, Streptophyta, Magnoliopsida, Caryophyllales, Amaranthaceae. Gene Ontology annotation, cellular component: membrane. The record is from RefSeq and is a predicted model, not a curated record. Bases 260 to 1843 code for a protein of 527 amino acids. Gene Ontology annotation, molecular function: transmembrane transporter activity.
UACAAUGUGUUAGUUGUUAAUUUGUUAUAGUAGUAGCUAAACUUCCUACUAAUCCUCUAUUAAUAUACAAUUAUCAAAAAAAGUGAUGAUGAUAUUUAGAAAAAGACUAGCUCCUUGUUUUAUUUAGGGCUGUUUUCUUUACUAAUUAGUCUUAGUUAAUGUACAUAUAUUCUUAUCAACUUCCUCUAUUAUCCUAUACUUUUACUCUCUUUUUUUGUGUAACAAGCUAAGCUUACUAAGGAAAACCAAGAAAGCAAAAAUGGCAGCACCAAAAGGAGAUGAUUUAGGCCCAUUUCCGGUGAAAGAGCAGCUUCCCGCCGUCGAUUUUUGCCUCACUAGCAACCCUUCUUGGCAUGAAGCCAUCAUACUUGGGUUUCAACAUUUUUUAGUAAUGCUUGGAACUACAGUUAUGAUCGCAAGCAUACUUGUUCCUAAAAUGGGAGGUGGACCGGUAGAAAAGGCUCAAGUGAUACAAACUAUACUCAUGGUAUCAGGAUUAAACACACUUUUGCAAACUCUAGUCGGAUGUAGGACAUCAGUAGUCAUAGGAGGUUCUUAUGUAUUUAUAAUUCCUGCUAUCUCAAUUAUCUACUCUGAUCACUUUGGCAGGAUCAUUGAUCCUCAUCAGAGGUUCGUGCUUACAAUGAGAGCGCUCCAAGGAGCAUUGAUGUUUUCAUCAAUAUUUCCUGUUGUAAUUGGUGUUUUGGGCUUGUGGAGGAUCGUCAUGAGGAUCUUAAGUCCACUUGCUGCAAUUCCUCUAGUUACUUUAACUGGACUUGGCCUAUUCCAGCUAGGUUUCCCUCAGUUGGCUAAAUGCAUUGAAAUUGGACUUCCAGCUCUCAUUGUUGUGAUCUUUAUUUCCCAAUAUUUGGCUAGCUUGCUGAAGCCAUUUCAAGCCUGUGCUCGCCGAUAUGCAAUAUUAGCAACAGUUGGCCUUAUUUGGGCUUUUGCUGCAGUCCUGACUGCAGGGGGUGCUUUUAAAAAUAGCUCCCCACAAACUCAGUUUUACUGUCGAACUGAUCGUUCUGGUCUCAUCGGUGCUGCUUCUUGGAUACGAUUUCCUUAUCCCUUCCAAUGGGGACGUCCAACUCUGAAUGCUGCAAAUGGAUUUGCAGUAAUGGCUGCUGCUUUUGUAUCUAUGGUCGAGUCUACAGGUACAUUUAUAGCAUCAGCAAGAUAUGGCAGUGCCACACCAAUGCCGCCUUCAGUUGUCAGCCGUGGGAUUGCCUGGCUGGGCGCUGGACACUUUUUGAAUGGCAUAUUUGGUGCAGUAUGUGGUCCGACUGCAUCAGUUGAAAAUGCAGGACUUCUUGGACUCAACCAGAUAGGAAGUCGCCGAGUCACACAAAUAGCAGCUAUUUUCAUGCUUUUCUUUUCAAUUUUAGGAAAAUUUGGGGCAAUCCUAGCUUCAAUACCACCACCAAUAUUUGCAGCUCUGUACUGCAUUCUUUUUGCUUAUGUUGUCUCAGCAGGGCUAGGAUUUCUGCAGUUCUGCAACCUGAACAGUUUCAGAACAAAAUUCAUAUUAGGAUUCUCUCUUUUCAUUGGCCUUUCUGUGCCACAAUAUUUCAAUGAAGUCCUCCUGAUUACUGGUCACACUCCUGUCAACACUAAGUCAAUGGCAUUCAACAGCAUGAUACAAGUGAUCUUCACCUCUCCUGCAACAGUAGGAGGUCUCAUCGCUUUGUUCUUGGACAUAACUCUGCACCGUAGUCAUAGUGCAACGCGGAAAGACAGUGGUAGGCAUUGGUGGAAAAAGUUCAGGUCUUAUGAUGCAGACACCAGAAGUGAAGAAUUCUAUUCUCUUCCUUGGGGCCUUAACAAAUACUUCCCAUCUGUUUAAAUUGGAUUGUAUCUACUUUUUUUCAGUGUUCUACACAAUUAAACUGUGAUGCUUAUAUACUAUAGAAAUUUGAUACUUAAUGAUGGUGCAAGUACAAAUGAAGGAGAUAAAAUGAGAAAAUGUACCUGUUGUUGAUAUGGAUGAUUGAGUGACAUACUUCUAAUUGGCUAUUUUUAUGAUACAUACAAUUGUCUCAGGUUCAUCUUUCUUAAUAUGAAACAUAUGCUUCUUUUUUUA